GAACGUGCCUGCUUUGUCAGUCUUAAUCCUGGCAAAGUUGAAACAAUGGAGGCACUGGCCUCUUAUCCGCUGCCCGAUGGCUCCACUCUGGAGAUUGGUCCUGCCCGGUUUCGUGCACCAGAAUUACUUUUCCGGCCAGAUUUGAUCGGUGAGGAGUGCUUUGGAAUCCAUCAGGUGAGCAAGCUUUUCUCCUAA
This is a messenger RNA of Protopolystoma xenopodis, 195 nucleotides long. The record is from the annotation of a GenBank genome assembly. NCBI's taxonomy places the organism in Eukaryota, Metazoa, Platyhelminthes, Monogenea, Polystomatidea, Polystomatidae.